AUGACAUGGCUCGGGCAUAGUUCGGGACGGGCUAGUCCGAGUGCCAAUUUUAGGCCAGGUUGCGUGCAACAUGGGCUGCCCCAGACCAUGGACAGCCCUAGUUCUCAAGUAGAGAUGUAUAGAUCAUCGAGCACCACAGCCCGAUUUUCUGACGAGUUCCUUGUCAACUUGUUGCCGGGUACAAACGGUUCUCCAUCACCAAAACCUCCGGUUUCCGAUGACUUGCCCACCUAUGAUCCCAUUUCUGAUGCCACCAAGAAGGAAAUCUCUUCCAAUCAUAAGUCAUUAGGACAGAAUGUUAUUCACCUUAUACCACUUGUUUUGAUUCUUUGUGCUCUAAUUCUUUGGCUCUCCUCUAAUCCGGCUACAAUGUGA
Molecule: messenger RNA, 375 nt
Organism: Ilex paraguariensis (yerba mate)
Lineage: Eukaryota; Viridiplantae; Streptophyta; Magnoliopsida; Aquifoliales; Aquifoliaceae
Source: the annotation of a GenBank genome assembly